GCAGUCUGUUCACAGUCAUGUACUUUACACAGCUUACAGACAAACUGUCUGUCUGCCCUCUGUCUGUUUUUUUUCUUCGGUCAAGUCUAAAUACAGACUUGUGGCUCUGCCCCAGCGAAAACAGUCCUGAGCGGCAGGAAUGCAGCUUUCAGGCCGGACAGCAGCGGCUCCUCCGUCAGACGUGACGUCGCUGUUUCCCCGCUGAAAAACCAGACUCGACGGAGGAAGUUUUUGUACGAGGGGAGGAAAGAAAGAAAGAAGAAGGGAAAAAAAGAAACCCCCCAAACACCCCCUGCGCCUCUGAUCUUCGGAAUGUGCGGACAUUGGCUCUCCAACGCUGCAUCCCGCUGUCGAAAUGUUCAUCCAGUUGUACCGCUGCGUGGACUCCGCGCCUGUUCUGGCGAUUAUUUGCGUGACUGUGUUGUUGGCGAAAGGCUGUGUGUGUGUCACUGAAGACGAGGACGAUGAAGUCCUGGAGAAAAAACAGCUCGUGGAGUUUUACAAGAAAGGUCUGUUUAUCCUGGAGAGUGAGCCGCUGAAGCAGUGCAUCUCAGCAAAUCGCUCGAAACUAGUGCUGGAGGACUGCGAGCGUCCGACGCGCCGCAUGCUGUGGAAGUGGGUCUCCCAGCAUCGUCUCUUCAAUCUGGGCACCAGCGCGUGCCUGGGCCUCAACAUUUCCGACUCGACGCAGCCCCUCGGGAUGUUCGAGUGCGAUGUGUCUCUCCCCGUGCUGUGGUGGCGCUGCAGCGGAAACACGCUGUAUGGAGCGUCCCAGUGGAGGGUGACUGUGGUUCGAGGUUUAGUGGCGGUAAAGAAAAACAUUUACCAUCAGUGGAAGAGGUACAACACUCCCAGAGAGGGUCCCUGCUCAUAUCCAUAUGAAGAUAUCCACACUUUGUUGGGGAAUGCACAUGGAAUGCCUUGUGCCUUUCCUUUUAAAUACAACAACCAAUGGUACUCUGAGUGUACUACUGAGGGGCGUGAGGACCACCUUCUGUGGUGCUCAGCCACCUCUCGCUACGAUAAAGGCGAAAGAUGGGGUUUCUGUCCAGUGCAAGGUAAACCAGACACACAGACGCACCAGUGCAAGAAAGGAAGACAAGUCAUCACAGGCCGUUGUUGCUGCGUGCUCAUGUUAUCUUCGUCACUUUACCUUUGUGCUUAUCAGUUUUCAUUUGUCUGUUUUUUCAUAGUUUCCGGUUGUGAGCACUUCUGGGAGUCAAACCAGGAGUUGCGCGCAUGUUACCAGUUCAACCUGUACACUAUCCAAACCUGGAGUCAGGCGCUGUCUACCUGCCAGGCCCAAGGUGGAAAUUUGCUCAGCAUCACCAGCCUGGCAGAGCACAAGUAUAUCAGAGAUCGAAUGGCGAGCGUUGGGGCGAUGGUGUGGACCGGGCUGAACCACAUUAAGGAUGGGCAUGGAUGGGGGUGGUCUGACGGAGCCCCUCUGUCACUGGUGAAUUUCACCACAGAUCUCCCAGCCAGCCCGCUACAGGACAAUAAACAGUGUGGGGUGUACUCAGGAUUCGAGGGUCACUGGCAGAGUCUAUCCUGUGAAUCUGCUCUGCCUUACAUCUGCAAGAAGACACCUAACGACACGCGUGGAGCUGAGCCACUAGAGAACUGGCAGUAUAUCGAUACCGAGUGUGCGGAUGGCUGGUGGCCUCACAAUGGUUUUUGCUACCGAGUGCUGCCAGAAGCAGAAGCGGGAAGCUGGGAGGAGUCUUCUCAGGAAUGUCAUUCUUACGGGGCAAAUCUCACCAGCAUCCACUCCUUGUCUGAGGUGGAAAUGCUGGUCAACCUCCUGGCUAACUAUUCUGGGGGGAGUACAGAGGUGUGGAUUGGACUUUGGAAACAGGCAUUAUUGCCAGCUGUAGAGUGGUCUGAUGGCUCACCAGUAACUCUCACUCUCUGGCACCAGUAUCACCCUCUUCAUAACCUGACGGAUGGAACACUGUGUACCAAAGUGGACAGGAAGAGUGGCAACUGGCUGCUAGCGUCAUGUGACGAGCGACUGGCUGCUGUGUGCAGAAGAGAGAGCCAGAAUGGCGUUCAGCACCACGGAACCUGGGAUGAGGGCUGUCCUGAGGGCUGGAAGAAGCACGGCCAUUCCUGUUACAUGGUGACAGGUCAAGAACAGAGCUACGAAGAUGCCCUGAUGGGGUAUUACUGCAAGGGUUCUCUUCUCACUGUGGAAAACAGGUUUGAGCAGGCAUUUGUCAACAGUCUGCUGAGUGAAAGUGGGGCCAAAAGUAGCAUGUAUUACUGGAUUGGUCUCAGGGACCAAGACCAGGGGAGGAAGGGAGAGUACAGAUGGCUUCAUCAUAACGGCUCCUCUCUGCCUCUCACCUUCACAAACUGGAAUAAGCACCAGCCAGUCAGCACCGGUGGCUGUGUCGCUAUGUCAGGAGGACCUGCUCUGGGCCGCUGGGAGGUGAAAGACUGCAAGGUUCACAAGGCCUUGGCUGUGUGUAAGCAGAACAUCAGGAGCUACCAUGAUGUUCAGCUGCCAGAGCAUCACAUUGAUGCCUACGCCCCGUGCCCCCCAGGGUGGGAAUCAAACUCUGGGCUGCUCCACUGCUUUAAGGUGUUCCACAGUGAGAAAGUCCUGAUGAAGCGCUCCUGGGUGGAAGCAGACUUCUUCUGUCAGGCCCUCGGGGCUCAGCUGGCCAGUUUCCAACACUAUGAGGAGCAGGUGUUUGUUAAACAGCUCCUCAGUACCAUGUUUGAAGGAACAGAGGUUCGUCGGUUCUGGGUGGGUUUAAACAAGAGAGACCCUGAAUAUGCCGGAGCUUGGGAGUGGUCUGAUGGUUCUCCUGUGGUGAUGUCGUUCAUUGAUGAUAAGAGCGAGGAGGAUGACAGGAGGGACUGUGCUGCGUACAGUGACCUGACCAACACGUUCAUGCCGCAGCUGUGCGACUCCAAACAUGAGUGGAUCUGUAAGCUUUCCAGAGGUGAUAAACUGAACAAACCCUACUGGUACACUGAGCAGAGCGAGCCCUGGGUGUUUUACCGUGGAGCUGAGUACCUGCUGGCCAAGCAGCCCUUUGACUGGCAAGCUGUCUCUCUGGCAUGUCAGAUGAUGGGAGCCUAUCUGCUGUCCAUUCACUCCAAAGAGGAGCUCAACUUUGUCAAGGAACGCUUGCGGCGGCUCUCGCUGGGCCCGACUGAGUGGUGGAUUGGCCUGUCCAUUGGUCCGCCUGGACAGGAGGUCAGGUGGAGUGACAAGACUACAGUAGACUUUCAGAAAUUUGAUGAAGUGGCUGUUGGCGAUGAUCUUCGGAGAAGAAGGGCGUGUGUCACCAUGUCUUCUUCGUCAGGGAAGUGGGCACUGAGCAGAUGCAGUGAUCUCCAUGGAUACGUGUGCAAGAGAGAAACUGUAUCUGUGGUGGAGACCCCCCGGGAACCGCACUACAUUGGACGAUGCCCGGAGAAAUGGCUAUACUUUGGACACAAGUGUCUCCUGCUUCACCUCCCUACCAGUCCAAAAGAGGGAAAGAGUUGGAAAGAUGCCCAGUCCAUCUGCUCUUCUUUUCAAGGCUCGCUAGUUGCCAUAGAAGAUGAGAUUGAACAAGCCUUCAUCACCAUGUUUCUCCAGGGAAGCGCUGUAGGUGUGUGGAUUGGGUUGAGAGAUGAGGACACCAUGAAAUGGACCAAUGGGAGGCCAGUCAGCUACACCAACUGGUCUCCAGUAGAACCAAAGAACCCUCUCAAUGAAGACACGUGGCUCCAAGGAUAUACUGAUGAGCCUCUGUGUACUGUCCUGUCCAACAACCACAACUUCCACCUGACGGGGAAGUGGUACGACGAGAAGUGCAGCGAGAGCGGGUAUGGCUUUGUAUGUCAGAAACCUCAAGAUCCAUCCAAACGCCCCACCCACUCGUAUCACCACCUUCUCCCAGAAAUUAUUGAGUACAGGAACCGCAACUACAAGGUUGUGACUGGCAACCUGAGCUGGUACGACGCGAUGAAUAAGUGCAAAGGCCAUGAUUCUGACCUUGUGAGCAUUACAGAUGCCUACCACCAGGCUUUCCUUACUUUCCUUGUCAAUAGAUUGGGAGCGCCGCACUGGAUUGGACUGUACAGUGUAGACAGCGGCAUCAAUUAUCAGUGGUCGGAUGGCAGCGACACAGUGUACACGCACUGGGACGCAGCCGACGACGAUGACGACUUUGAGACCGGCGAGUGCGUGUACAUGGACGUGAAUGGAGGCUGGCGGCGAGCUGACUGUGAAACACUGCUGCCAGGAGCCCUGUGCCAUGUUCCCCAAAGUCCCUCCAAGCCAAGCAAUAAACCGUUAACCGCGAAUGUGAUGGCGUGUCCCUCCACAUGGGUGAAAUUUGGACAUGGUUGUUACAGCUUUGAGUCCGUGGCGGAGAAACGUAGUUUUGAGAAGUCAAGAGAGCACUGCAGGAAUAAAGUCAACACCUCCGAUGUCCUGACCAUUGAGGAUGAGACAGAGAACCGUUUCAUCAUGGAGCAGCUCUGGUCAUCGAGGCUCCUUCCCCAGACCUUAUGGUUGGGGAUGCACUUCAAUGUUGACACUGACUCUAUGGCCUGGGUAGAUGGUUCACCAAUGGAGUACACCAACUGGCCCCACAAAGGUCCAAACCCCAAGCUGCUGACUGAGGAUUCCUGUGUCACUACUAGGGUAGUUGAUGGUACUUGGCACUUUACACCGUGCACAGAGCGGCUUGGCUUCAUCUGCAAAAUCAUCUCAGAUGGAAAUACUGAGGUGGAAGUGAAACCGCUGAAUGGUUUGCAUCACGGUGUCAUCCCCGCUGCUGUGCUGGCAGCGUUGCUAAUCUUUAUCCUGCUGGCAGGGGUAAUGUGGUUUCUGUACAAGAGGAGCUCCGGACGUUUCCAGCGGCUCCCCACGCUCGGCAGCGCUUAUUUCAGGCAAACGGACUCGCAGGCUACGGAGUCAGAUGGAAACGUUCUCAUCGCAGACCUGGAGCCUCCCUCGGGAGAGUAGCACGCGUUGACUUGUUUCUUCCUCGAAGCCUCUGCUGUCCUCUCGUGCUCCGUCACCUUGUCACCGUCAGCUACGGAUGCCGCGCUGCACUGUAAAACUGUGAUGCUGACUCCUCAGGACAGUGGUGAGAUGAUGACGGCAAGCAGUUUCGAGCGCGUCUCUAGUUUUCAUUUACUCGCACCAUUUAGGUCACCAAACACUUGCAAAGACACUUGAAGGCCACGGACUAAGAGAUCACACAGACCAAGAAGGGACGCUAAAGAGCUUUGGACUUGUUUGAAGAGGUUCCGUUUGAUGUCAUCCGGGAUUUAUUCUGUUAUGAUUUGUAAACAGUGUUAAGGAGAAUAAUUUAAGACAUGCUCUUGGGCUUCUUUUCAGGGCAAAAAGUCACUUUCAUUGUCAAGCAUGAGUACGAUUCAUGAUAAAAUAUUCUUUACAAUGAUGCUUUGUUCAUUCAGACUUCUGUUGAUGGGUCUGUAUGCAUGGUACAGUAUUUUGUCAGUAUUACUUAUUUUGUCAUUUUUUUAUUCUCUCAUGUGUACGUGCUGUAUGUUGGUCAUGACCAAAUAAGUACUGGGACUGAAUGGAUUUGCUUGGUUCUGGCUGCUGACGAAAAGAACACAGAGGGAUAUAUGUUUUGCACAGUUUUAUUUGUGUUUUAAUAAAUCGAAUUUGGUUGAAUGGUU
This is a messenger RNA of Maylandia zebra (zebra mbuna), 5661 nucleotides long. It is a transcript of the gene pla2r1, whose product is annotated as phospholipase A2 receptor 1. Lineage: Eukaryota; Metazoa; Chordata; Actinopteri; Cichliformes; Cichlidae. The record is from RefSeq and is a predicted model, not a curated record.